Molecule: messenger RNA, 5171 nt
Organism: Pantherophis guttatus
Lineage: Eukaryota; Metazoa; Chordata; Lepidosauria; Squamata; Colubridae
Gene: AIG1
Product: androgen induced 1
Cellular component (GO): membrane; endomembrane system
Source: RefSeq, a predicted model, not a curated record
CCCGCGGGGAACACUUGAGCGGCGCCGAACGCUCCGCUUCCCAGGCUCGGCGCGCGCCCCUGAACCGCGAACGAAGCGCGCGCCCGUCGCUUUUAGCCGCCCGCUUCGUUCGGCGCUCAGGCCUUAAUUGGGGGGGGGGGGGGGGAAGGAGACACAACAUGGCGCUCGUGCCCGGGCAGGUGCUGCGGGUCGCCAUCCUCCUCUCCUAUUUUUCCAUCCUGUGCAAUUACAAGGCCAUUGACAUGCCAGCGCACCAGACCUAUGGAGGCAGCUGGAAAUUUCUGACCUUCAUUAACCUGGUGGUUCAAGCAGUCUUUUUUGGGAUCUGUGUACUGACUGACCUUUCCAGCCUUCUGACUAAAGGAAAUGACAGCCAAGAACAAGAAAGGCAACUAAGAAAACUCAUCUCUCUCCGUGAUUGGAUGAUGGCUGUUUUAGCUUUUCCCAUUGGGGUUUUUGUUGUGCUAAUGUUUUGGAGCAUCUAUAUCUAUGACAGAGAACUUGUUUACCCCAAGCUUCUUGAUAAUUUUAUACCAACUUGGCUGAAUCAUGGAAUGCAUACAACUGUCUUACCCUUUAUAUUAAUUGAGAUGAGAACGACACAUCAUGAAUAUCCCAGCAGGACCUACGGACUGAUUGCUGUGUGCACUAUUUCAGUUUGCUACAUAUUAUGGGUCUGUUGGAUAUAUCAUGUGACUGGGGUUUGGGUAUAUCCUCUUCUGGAUUACCUUGGUUCAACUGCUAAAAUUGUCUUCUUUGCCACUGUAACUGUAGUGAUAAAUACCUUUUACUUGCUGGGUGAAAUACUAAACAACUGCAUAUGGGAUACACAAAAAUGUAUAGAAGAAGGAAAAGGAAAACCUAAAUCAGACUGAACACAGGAUAAAAGAAGAAAAUAGAAGACCUGCUGUUAUAUGAAUGGCAUCUCAUAACAUCAAAAGAAAUUUCAAAGAGGCAUUUAUAUUAACAGUGCAUUCAAAAUACUUUGUUUUUUAAAAUGGGAUGUUGAUUUUAUAAUCUUCUUAAUACCUUUGCUACAACAUUGGAAGAAUUGGGAAAUGGGUAUACCUCAUACCUGAAUAUGACAUUAUUUAUACAGAGAGAGGGUGUGAGUGUAUGGGGGUCUUUCCGGCAACUGCUUUAAGAAUGAAGAAAUAUCUAUUUUGUCUUAGACUUGGAAACAUUAGAAAAGUCAAUCAUUUGAAUCAUUUGGGUUAAGUCAUAAAACUGCAUCUGUGAAAGGAUGGAUAAGCCCCUUUGAACAAAUUCAGGACCUUUGAUUAUGAAUCAAAGAGUUCUGAGUUGCUGCCAAUACAUCUGGAUACAGUGGUGUGUACCUGAAACAUAGGGCAUUCAGGUUUGGGGGUUGUCUGUGAAAGAUUUACGAAUCAAUAAAGAUCAAUGAAAGAUUCCCCUGAGUUAUAAAAAAAAAAGGGAGCAUCCUUAAUUUUUUAGAAUCUCUUUUUAAAUAAUUCAUUGAAGAAUAAUAUAACUUCUUCAAGACAAGGAGUUGGUUUAACUCAUGAUACCAAUCAUUAUAUCGUCUGAAAAAGCCACUUUUAAUUGAAACAUAUGCAUAUUAUUUCUUGCAUAUUAAUAAAGAACAUAUUCCUUUCUCCCGUUACCUAAUGGCCAAAUGUUUUUCUCUAUUUAGGUUUUUAUAGUCAGCGUCAGGUAUCUUGAUGAGCUUCCACCAUAUCAAGAAAUGACAAAGUCCAUUCUCCUGAGGCUUUUUUUCAUUAAAACUUUACCUAAAUGAAAAAUAACUCAUGGGAUACUGCUAUAUAGUAGUUAUUUAUAACUUGGUUUAUAAUCCAUAUUACACAAAGAAAACUGGAAUGGAGAUGCAUCUAGUGGGAACAACUGAAUUAGUACUGAUUCUGGUGCCCAAAUGAUUCAGAAUGACAGAGGGAGCAUUGAGCAGGCAGUGUGAGAAGUGAACAGUACAGUACAAAAAUUUUGGGAGGCCUUUGUUGUGACCUAGGCUCACUUAGUCAUUACAGGACACAAUUAUUCUCAAACAAAACUAUUUUAUUAUAACAUCUGAGAAUUACUUCAUUCCCAGCUUAGUCCAAAUUAAUUCCAAAACAAGUCCUUCAGAAAAAGUCAUUCGGGCUUAUCACAAACCUUUAUCUUCUUUGGCACCCUGCCAAAGGCCUUUCUUGGCAAAGCCUCACAAAGUUCAGAAAUGCCGAUUGGAAAACAGAUUUAGCAACGUUGCUUUCCUACAAAGAGCCCAAGAGCCUUUGCUGCUCUUUUAAGCCUUCUGGGAGGGGCCAAUCAUCUCCUGGCCUUACUCCUGAGUCGUCCUUUUUGCUUUAGCUGCUCUUGCCUUCUGGCAGCUCUGUGCAUGCGCGCACUAGGAACAGGCUCCUUCUGUUCCUCUGCCUCUCUGAUGUCCAACUCUGGAGGCUCUGGAGUCCGCACAUCACUCCCAGAUGGCCCUGGCCCCAUCUCUGUCUCCGACGCAGAGCCCUCGUCUGGGCCUUCCCCAGACUCCAGGACUGGCCCAUGCUCCUCCCCAGCGGCCUCACUGUCCGACUCCGCUGCUAGCUCCACAGGCUGCUGGCAGAUCACAACAGCCUGCUGUAAGAUCCCAGGAGAAAAACAGGCAACUUUUAUAGUGUUGUACACUAGAUAAUCGGUUGAAAUGUUCUAAUUGUGCCAGAAGUAUGGUCCUUGAAAUGGACUGCUCUAACUGCAUGUUGAUUCAAAUUAGUAUUAAUAACUUCACAAUUGUAAAACAGGCUGCUUCCAACACACAAGCAGCAUGUGUGUGUGUGUAUAACGUUUGAAUGUAACAUUUGAAAGUACAGGUAGUCCUCAACAACAGUUCACAUAAUGAUGAUCAAAGUUUUAACAGCAUUGAAAAAAGUGACUUAUGAGUGUUUUUCACACUUACGACUGUUAUGGCAUCCUGGUCACAUGAUCAAAAUUCAGAUGCUUGCAACUGACUCAUAUUUAUGACGGUUGCAGUGUCCCAAGGUCAUGCAAUCCCCUUUUGCGACCUUCUGACAAGCAAAGUCAAUGGGAAGGCCAGAUUCACUUAACAACCUUGUUACUAACUUAACAACUGCAGUGAUUCACUUAACAACUCUGGCAAGAAAGGUCAUAAAAUGGGGCAAAAUUCACUUAACAACUGUCGCUUAGCAAUAGAAAUUUUGGGUACGAUUGUGGUCAUAAGUGAUGGAUUACCUGUAUAUGUGUUUUACUUGCCAAGGAAAUUUUGUGGAAAAUUCUGAUGAGACCAAUACAAUUUGGUGUGGCAAUAGUGAGGAAAGUGGUGGCAACUCUGAUAAACGAUCACAUUUGCCAACAGAACUUCCUAUUACAAAAUAAUUAUUUUUCAUCUAAGGGCAUCCCCUGAAAAGAUUAUAGUAAAUCAUUGGAAUGAUUCUCCUAGACCUCCUAGAGCUAGAAAAAUAUUUAGCAACAAUAGCUCUAAACAAAAUUCAUGGUGGACUAGAAAAGAACUAAUAAAGUACUGAAACAAACAUCCUGAAAUAAAAGGAAAUAGUCAGAAAGGGCAACUUUGAAAUACAUGCUUUUAAAGACAAAAAUGAAAGAAGAAGUAGGUAACACUCAACAAGAUGGGAAGAGCAUCUUGUGUACCAAAAAUGAAGGGUUGGUUCAGUUAAUGGAAAAGCUUUAAAAUGAGGAGUAACCAAAUUUAUACCAUAAUACAGUUUUUCCCAUAUAACUGAGGGAUUUAUGAUAUAAACCUAUUUAUGUCUAAGUGAGAGAUCGGAAUGCUGUAUUGGGGCUUUUUCCUUGGUAAGUGGCUUAUGACUGCAUUUACUAUUUGCAACAACAGCUGAAAGAUCUCAGUUGAAUCACAUAUUAUUUAUCAGGAAAUAUUUACAGAUGCUGUAAAUUGAAGAUAUAUAACACUUCACUGGUACAAUGUAAAUUAAGGCUUUGUUGUCAACAAUGUAAAUUCAACUUGAUAAAAAAUAAAUGCCUGCAGUUUUGUUAAUAGUACUCAAGCAUGUUCAUAUGGCAAGGCUUACAUAACUCAUUUUUUUGCUGCUGGUACUUUAUGUCUGUAUUUCUCAUUCUCAUUGUUUUAUUCAUUAACUAAGUGUAUCUUCUGAGUUCUUGUAGCAACAUCGCUCCUUCCUUCCUACUUCUUGUUUCCAAGGAAGUGACUGAUGCCUAGAAACUACAGUGUGAAUUCUUAUUACUGGCCUGAAGUCUCAUGUUUAUUUUGCUGAUAAGGAUAAUGUGAGGAUAGGUCCUUAGUAUGCCACAGCUGACCAAAGGAUGUACAAAUAGCCAGUUACAAAUACCACCACUUGAUAAGUGGGAAGGGUGGCCACCAGUGCCCCCCUCUUCAACAAAAGAACAGAUUACAGCUAUAAUCUCGGUAAAUUUAAUAGUAAAUCACUUGGGAACAUUUUAAGUAUUAAGAUUACAAAAGAGCUGGUACAAAGUAAAGAAUUAUGAAUGAACUGGAUAUAAAUUUCAAUAGAUCUAUUUUUGUUUAUAAACUGGACCUUUUUCUUAUUUUAAAAACUGGUUCAGAGUAGCUUGUUUUCUAUUUAAGGGGGAAAGUAUUGGACUUCGGUAACAAAACAAUGUUUUCUGCUUUACAGAGAUGCUUAUGCUUUCUUACAAAAUAUCUCAAAAAUCAGUCCAGAUACGAGUCUAUAAUUGUAGGGUCUUCUUCUAAAGAUUUAUAUAAAAAUUUAUGGUGAUUUGGUCUGUCAAACAUGCUAAAAUAAUACAGGUUUAGAUUUAGUACCACUCCAUGAACAGCAGCUUUCUUGUCAACAAAAAAGCAGGAACAAAAUCUGGAUCAAAAACAUAUUCUUUUGCUGAGCUUUCCCAAGCUAAGACUAACCUUUGUACUUGUCAUGUUUAGUCUGUAAAUAAUUGGCCAAGAUUGAAAUGGUUAAUACACAUAUGUGCAAAUGUAUCUUGUUUGUGAAUUUCAGUUCAAUGUGAUAAGAUUUUUUUAAAGUCUGUUUAGAUACCACUUUAAGUAGAAAUCAUGUCAUUUACACAUAUUUUUAAAACACAGUUUAUUAAAAUGUUAAACCUUUACCACAUGGAUAAUAUUGCCCAAUCUUUCCAUUGCACAGUCCAUAAGCAGAGAAUGAACACAAGUCAAAGAUUUUAUGUUGAGGGUGACACUGACCUUCCAUCAUAAUAAAAUAAUCUUUGCUAUA